ACAUAUGCGCCAGUAAAAAGAAAACUAAGGUUAACCUUAAAACGGGAGUAAUGUUUGGUAUUACGAAAAGUACCGAUAUAUUUAUGGUAAUUUAUUAAAUAACAUCGAAUCAUGUCGCAUUUGGUACCUACGAAGGCGUCCAUGCUCACAAAGCGGGCGUUCGAUUACGAAGAAGUCACGUUCGCGUCUUCCCGUCCAAAGAAAUACCACAAAGAUACGGAAAACGCUGACACCGAUGACACCCCGUUAAAAGAAAACGAACCAACCGUGAAACGAUUAAAGCACGAAGUCGUUAAACUGGGCAUGUCUGGUUUCGACUCUUCCAAACGAGAGGAAGCGAAAAUACAGCAACUGAUCAAAUUGGGCGCUAAACCGCCCAAAAAUAAGAGCAAAAACUACAAAGAGUUGAUGCUAGAGAAAAAAAUGGAGAAGAAAAAAUUGGAGGCCCAACAGAAGCUGCAACAGUUGGGCAAAAACGAGGCGGGCAAGUCGACCGCGAAAGGCAAAAGUUUCGACCGCAAGAGAAGGAAACGAGACGGUCUGCUCGAGAUGUACGGGACAGUUUCUAAAAGACCCAGGAAAUAAAAUUGUGUUUGGUUUCGAGUUGUGUCAAUUGUGAUUGAUUCGGUCACUUGGAUCCAAUCACCAAAUCCCGCCCGUUCAUAACAAUUCGAUCACUUUGUCUCCUUGACCGGUCUGAAAUCACGUGGUGAAUCAUGGUUCAUUUGAAUGAUUUAAGAUUUAAAUGCACAACAUAGACAGACCAUGGAAAAGGUUUGAGAGUAUUGUUAUAAUUAUUCUAUUGUAUUGAGUUACACAUUGAUCCCUAGAGUUGCUUAUUUCUUGAAUUGAAUAUGGAAUGCAUCUAUUUCCACGCAAAUAUUUAAUUUGAACAAAUUAAUGUAUUACUCGUACAACCCAGUAUAUAGCACCUAUUUUGAUAAAAUCAUGAUGCAAUAAAAAGGGAACACAGCUAAAUAUACUAAGUAAAACAAAAAACACAACAAAAAUUCAAAUGAAUCUGAAUCGGUCGUUCGUAUUGUUCGGAUUCAGUGGCUAUUGACGCUUAUGGUUUAUAGCUUGCAGUUGGCAACAAAAAGGAUUGACAUGAACCUUUGAAAUGAUUCAUUCGAUUCUUUUCGAAAUCGUUGAUGGAUUCGGUUCUGGUAAAAUGAGCGAUUGACGGCGGAAGAAUCGCUCAAGUGUGCUUGGAAAUUUUUGUAGUAGAUGGCGCGCCAA
Molecule: messenger RNA, 1239 nt
Organism: Cylas formicarius (sweet potato weevil)
Lineage: Eukaryota; Metazoa; Arthropoda; Insecta; Coleoptera; Brentidae
Exons: 2
Coding region: 112-585 (157 amino acids)
Source: RefSeq, a predicted model, not a curated record